Messenger RNA from Nymphaea colorata (pocket water lily), 2843 nucleotides. RefSeq names its product long-chain-alcohol oxidase FAO4A. Bases 189 to 2666 code for a protein of 825 amino acids. Gene Ontology annotation, molecular function: flavin adenine dinucleotide binding; long-chain-alcohol oxidase activity. The transcript has 3 exons. The record is from RefSeq and is a predicted model, not a curated record. Lineage: Eukaryota; Viridiplantae; Streptophyta; Magnoliopsida; Nymphaeales; Nymphaeaceae.
AGGAAUUGAAUGCUCCCUCCCACUGCCACUUCACCUCCCACGUCCUCUCCGAGUUCGGUUGCUCGUCUAUAAAUCAUGCAUCUUCCCUGGCCCUCCCCGUGCUGUAAUUUUCUCUCUCUAACCAACAACUCAACUCAAUCCAUCCCUCUUCCUCUUCUUCGAUCUUGCUUGCUUGGGACCGGUCGAUCAUGUCGAGCCGUUACAGUCUGGGAGGCGAAGUUCAUCCCGAGCCUGCGCUGGAGCUGACCGAGGUGGCCAUCGAGCUGGAUGGCGAGGACACGAUGAGCAGACGGUCCAUGAGCUUCCGGUCAGACUGCGACGAGGCCAACAGCCACCGGCUGCUGAGGGGCGGAAGGCCCCCUUACCCCCACUCCUACUCCCGCCGCCAGAUGGAGGUGCUCACCGCCGUCUGCGACACCAUCCUGCCCUCCAUCGACUUCGACCUCUACAAGCGCAGGACCGUUCCGGAGCCCCCCCUGGCCGCGGAGGAGUCGCUCAGGACCUUCUUUGCUACCUCCGCGUCCAUGGCCGGCACUCCCCAGCAUAUUGCGGGAUUCAUCAGCGAGAGGAUGAAGCACCCGCUGCUGGGGCUGCUCCGCAUGGCAUUGUUUCUGCUGUCGACCUGGUACGGCACCUUCAUCUGCUGCGGCUGGCUGAGCGUCGGCACCGAGUUCCCUUACUUCCGCAAGUUUUCCGAUAUCGAGCUUCACAGACGGGAGGCCAUCCUGCGGUCCUGGUCCUCCAGCUACUUCACCAUCCUCAGGCAGCUCUUCAACGCGCUCAAGUUCCUCACCCUCCUCACUUUCUUCACUCAGGUGGACCAGAAGAACGAGAACCCGUCGUGGGCGGCCCUCGGGUACUGUGGCCCCGACCCCGAGUUCGCGAACCGAAAGAAACGGCCGGAUCACCGCCAAGGCAAGGACGGCGACGGCGCUGAGUACGGGCCUCUGCAUGGCGCCGUCAUCGACAUGGAGAGCGCGGAGGACGGCGACAUUGCUGCCUCCCUCAGAAACUCCGGCUUCUCCGUCACGAUCCACCGGAGGACACGCAGCGGAAAGACGGUGGCCAACAUCAUGAAGAAGCUGAAAGGAAGGGGAGGCGAGUGCGACGACGUGGACCCGGCUGUGACGAUCCGCUGCGACGCCGUAGUCGUCGGCUCCGGCUCCGGCGGAGGAGUGGUGGCGGGUGAGAUAGCUAAGGCGGGGUACAAGGUGAUCGUGCUGGAGAAAGGGCGGUACUAUGCCAGGAAGACGCUGUCGCUGCUCGAGGGUCCGACGAUAGAUCAGAUGUACGAGGGCGGAGGCGUUGUAGCCACCGACGACUUGGGCAUCCUCGUGCUCGCGGGGUCCACCGUUGGCGGCGGAUCCGCCAUCAACUGGUCGGCGAGCAUCCGCACGCCGGAACACGUCCGGAAGGAAUGGAGCGAGAAGAAUGGGCUGGAGCUGUUCGGAAGCGAAGCGUAUACGGAAGCCCUCGACUCGGUGUGUGAUCGCAUGGGCGUCCAGGCGAAGCCACUGAGAUUAGAAGAGGAGAGCCUGAACAGCUCCGUUGUGAGGAAGGGAUGCUUGGAGUUGGGUUAUCCGGUGAGCGAUAUUCCGAGAAACUCCCCGUCCGACCAUUCCUGUGGGUGGUGCUGCUUCGGAUGCAAGGACGGCAAGAAGAAGGGCACGCAGGAGACGUGGCUCGUGGACGCAGUGGAAUCCGGCAACGGCGCCAUCAUCUCCGGCGCGAGGGCAUUGAAGAUCGUCGGUGUCAAGCAGAAGAAUAGGGCGAGGAAGAAGGCGGCGGGCAUUCUCUUCCAGCGGGCGAACAAGGAGAAGGACGUCGUCUACUUCAUCGAGUCGAAAGUGACCAUCGUCGCGUGCGGGGCGCUCAACACGCCGGUUCUGCUGAGGAAGAGCGGUCUGAGAAACCCGCACAUCGGGCGGAACCUGAAGCUCCACCCCGUGCAGAUGGCGUGGGGAUACUUCCCGGAGGCGGAAACAAACAACCGGAGCUACGAGGGCGGGAUUAUGACGGCGAUGUCGACGGUCGCCGCGAAUUUCAGCACGACCGGCUACGGCGCAAUCAUUCAAACGCCGGCGCUGCACCCGGGGAUGUUCUCCGUCUUAGUGCCCUGGGUCUCGGGGCUCGACUCGAAGGAAAGAAUGAGCCGCUUCUCGCGAACGGCUCACGUGUUCGCGCUGGCCCGUGACCGAGGGUCCGGGGUGGUGGACCUGCCGCGGUCGCUGAGCUACCAGCUGGCGAAGGAAGACGAAGAGAGCCUGGGGAACGGGUUGGAGAAGGUGCUGAGGAUACUGGCGGCGGCGGGGGCGGAGGAGAUCGGGACGCACCACGUGGGAGGGGAGAGGAUCAAUGUGAAGCGGGCGAGCUACAACGAGUUCGAGAGGUUCGUGGCGAGGGCGAAGGAAAGGGGAGUGAGGGGGCUGUCGACGCCGCUGUGCUCGGCCCACCAGAUGGGGAGUUGCAGGAUGGGGGUGAACCCGGAGGAGUCGGUGGUGGACGAGAGGGGGGAGAGCUGGGAGGUGGAGGGCCUGUACUUGGCCGACGCCAGCGUGCUCCCCGGCGCCCUUGGAGUGAACCCCAUGGUCACCAUCAUGGCCGUCGCCCACUGCACCUCCAAGGUCGUGGUCGACGUCCUCAAGAGGAAGAAGAGGACGCAGUAGUCCCACAAAUACAAUGGGGUGAUAACCAAUCUCUAAAAGUUUACUACUGUUUUCCGUGAAUUUCGUGUUGGGAAGGUGCAGAGAUGGAUGUGUGCUUCUUCUCUUUUUUGUGCUUACUUUGUAAAUUGGUGCUCAUAUUACACAUGAAUUGCAAUGUACAAUUUGUCUCUUAUUUUA